CCGAACGACCGUCAACGGAGUGCCGCCCUACAACGCCCCCAAAGCUGUCCCGGUGCUUUCCACCUGGAUAAACGACAUCAUACCCUACUAUUCGUGCUGUGUGUGGGGUGAUCUCUGCGAGUACUACCAGGUGCACCGCCCCACCAGGGACUGCCGCUGGUACGACUCGCCGAGAAUGGCCGUGGUUUUUGGAGAUCCGCACUUCGUAACUUUCGACGGCGUGGAAUACUCCUUCAACGGCAAGGGGAAUGGACACUCAUGCGGUCUACGACGGGAGCCCAGAACCGGUUCUUACUGCAGGGUAGGACCGAACAGAUGCCGGAUUGGGAAGGAAAUAGGGUCCAAGCCACUCGACUCACCUCCGUGGCCAUGAAGGAAGAGGAUCGGAGCAACAUUGAGAUCCAGCACAGCUCGAAGACAGUUCUUCAGAUCGUUUACCAGGGAAAAUAUCUCAAGAUAGAUUCGCAGACCAGACUUGCUUUGGAUGGGUUCUACCUCUCCUUCCCGAAGAAGUACGAAGGCGGCAACGUGACCCAGGUCAUUAUCACCUUCCAGGAUUCGGAAAUGGGCGUGGUCGUCAACGGCACCGCCGAGGGCAUGUUCAUCCAAGUUGUCAUCCCCGAUGAAUUCAAGGGCUACGUCGAGGGGUUGCUAGGCAACUGGGAUGAGGUGCCAGACAACGACUUGACCUCUAAUGGAGGAACAUCCGUUGACCCCAACGCGACCGCGGAAGUAAUCUAUAACCAGUUUGGCAAAUCAUGGGAGAUCAACCCGGUGGACAGUUUAUUCCUCUACGACCAGGGCCAAAACCACGAUUACUUCCAGGACAACGACUUCGUACCUGACUUCACUGCUCCUGAUGGCAACCUGCCGACGUACCUCGACUCCCAGACCGUCGUCGAUACGUGCGACGGCAACACGUACUGCAUCUACGACAUCCAGUCGACAGGGUUACUACAGCUGGGCAAGGCGACCAAGAAGGCGUACGACGACUAUAAGCAAGCGCAGAGGGCGCUGCGUGAUCUCACCACGUGCCAGUACAUCAUGACCCCCAAGAACGGCACCAAGACUUUCCUGCGUGAGAAGAACCACUUGGUCGGUUCGGAGCUUGAGUUCCGAUGCGAUGACGACUUCAUUCCGAUCGGUCCCGAGUACAGGGUGUGUCAGUCGACCGGGGAUUGGAGCGGAGGCGCGCAGGAAGACGACAUCGUCAACGAAUGCCUGGAGAGUCUGCUAUGCGGCGGCUUGGAGACGCCCAUUCACGGGUCCAUCUCGGCGGUUGACCGCGCUCCAGAGCGUAUCGAGGUGGCAUACAGUUGCGACAUCGGGUACGAACGGUACGGUAACCAGUACAGACAUUGCCGCCAAGAGUAUGAGCAUUGGACCGGCUAUAAACCAGGCUGCUACCAACAACUGAACCCGUUGGAGUUGGCCAUGGCUAUCGUCGGCGGGGUGGUCGGCGCCAUACUUCUCGUCGCUGCCGCUAUCUUCAUCUUCCUGUGGGCAGCUAAGAAAGACAGGAAGGAUGACAGGCUCAAGCGAGAAAAAGAGAUGUUCUCGGACAUCGAGAUGAAGACAACACCAGCGACUCAGUCGGGAUAUCACCGCGGUCCUCCUCCAUCUCAAGAGAAACCCGGCCUCAGCUACGGCACCGGAGCGAGCCGUGAACCUUCACCCUACCGGGCUACCCCCGACCCCGUCUCGUACCGCCCCGUACCCCAGCAUCAGACGACCCCAUAUCCCCCCGCUGGGGGCCACCCAGCUCACCCACCGGCAGCGGCCAACUACCCGCCUCCAGCCCCCGUACACCAGGCGGACGUGGAGCAAGAGAACAAGGGGUACGCUUCGGAGAGUUGGGCUUAAACGCGAUGAAACCCCGAUUGGAAAGAACGUAGUAUCCUGCAUUGUUGGUCAGAACUAUAUCGGUUUCCCUCUAUCCCUAAAAAGUAGCUUGUUACCGCUAUUGUUCGCGUAAUGACGAUAGAGGGCGCACACGCACGACAUGCCACCAUGCGUUGUAGGUAUGAAGAAAUUGCCUUAUCUUAGAAUGUCUCUAAGGAAAAAAUUGUAUUGAUAUUUUAAUAUGGUAUGUGACAUAAUUAUAAUUGAUAUUUUCUAGCCGUUCAGACGAAAGGCAAUUGAAUGAUCAAUGUAAGAUAUAACAUAUUUGUGUAGCAAUAACAUUGCAAUUCCCUCAUUUUCUGAACACGUAAAGCGCAUGCGCUCCAUAUACCUUGCUCAUGCAAAUAAAAUAACGACAAAGCACUAAUUUAGGAAAUGGUGGAAAACCGAUAGUAGUCCUGACUGAAUGUAGAAGUUAUGUGAACACGAUGUUUUCACAUGAUAGAUUCUAUGUUCCGAAUCCAUGUUGUGUUUACACUGUCGCUAUAUGCGAGUAUUUGCGAAAUUGUAGUUUAUCACACUCAGUCACAAUGCGUGAAAAUGGUGAGAAACGGGGGGGGGGGGGGAAUUUUCGUAGUCAAUAUGCUGUGUCACUGAUUAAAAGAAUAAACUUUACACGGAGAGGAGAGAGAAAGAGUAGAAAUGUGGCCUUUAGCAAACCUUGAAGCAUUAUAUUACAAUAAACAACAUUAUAAUAAAAAUCAAUAACUACAUAACAUUCUAUAAUUAUACUUAUUGAUCCAUCCAUAAUGACUAUGUCUUUCAAUCUAUAUACAGCAUUGUACAUGAUAUGCCUAUAACUGCUAAUAAUUUACAAAGUUUCAAAUAUCAUGAGACAUCAUGCAUUUUCAAGGACAAUGUUUUGUUUCAAUUAUAAUGACGAUGAUUUAUUGUAUACAGUAGUUGAUAAGUACCUAAGAUGGUCGCUCAUAAGUGCUUUAAUAUGUGUGUAUGUUUUAGAACAAGAGAGUGAGUGGAGGAUAGAAUCUAUGAAUUAAACUAAGAAAUGUUUCAAGGCCUGUUGUGUUUGGCGCUUUUAGUGGUAUUGAAAUAUAAAAAUGUACCCUUCUUUUUUGCUUAGACCUACUGUAUAUUAUGGGUUUUGCUUUUGUACAUUUUUUCAGCUCUCUUUCCAUACUGCUUUAGAAUUAGUUUUACAAAAUAUUCCAUGUUACAUCUUUUGUUUUUAACAUUUUCAUCUUCAUUACUUGUUAUUCAAAGCAAAGAAGUACUUUUUACGCAAAGAGAUAUUGCUUAUCCUUGCCUUUUUGCAUUUUUAAGUACAUAAUUAUGUAAACUGAUUAUGAUAUGAAUAUUGAUUUGAUUGCAAAGCGCGUUUCCUUAUCUUUUUAAAGCCAAUCCAUAGUGCCUCGAAAACAUAAAAACAUAAUUAAAACAAUAAUCUUCAGCUUUUUUGCCGUGGUUUACAGCGCCGUAUCUGAACAAGCCUUUUUGCUAUACAGUAGGUUUGUUUUCAUUGUUGCUAUUUCUGCGUUUUUGUUUUGUUUUCUUUUUUUGCACUUGUAAAUACAUGAACAGUGUUAGGUAGUGGUUAUGGUAAUUAGAUGUACAGAUUUUACACAAUGAUUACACAGAGAUGGAAAGUUAAUGCCAAUGAUAAAGCUUGUCUUAAACAUGAAAAUAGUGUUAAAUUUAGGACGCAUAUAGUUUCGGAUUGACGCUAAACACAAUCAACUGUACAAUGAAAAUAUUAACUCCUUAUUAAUUAAAGUCUUGCGAUUGGAUGUACGGUAGUUAAUGUGAUUGUCUUAAUGACUGAAAGUAAUGAUUUUAACGAGCUUGGAUGUAACUCUAUAGAGUAAAUGUAUCUAUCAAUGAAUUACAUACUCAAUAAUUAAGGACAGCCUUCGCUUUUAUAUUUAAGAUGCAUAGACAUAUUUUUAAUCGACUAUUCAAAAUAUUUUAAUCUAUUUGAUCAAAUUUUGUAGUGUUUGCUAUAUAGAUACGGAUCAGCAAUAAAUGAUUAAUUUUGUAACUCUU
Messenger RNA from Strongylocentrotus purpuratus (purple sea urchin), 3903 nucleotides. RefSeq lists its product as uncharacterized. Gene Ontology annotation, biological process: cell-matrix adhesion. Bases 259 to 1863 code for a protein of 534 amino acids. Lineage: Eukaryota; Metazoa; Echinodermata; Echinoidea; Camarodonta; Strongylocentrotidae. The record is from RefSeq and is a predicted model, not a curated record. The transcript is spliced from 10 exons.